CCUUAUACUAACAUUUCAAAUCCAUCCAUUCAUCCCCCUCUAUUCCCCUUCUCUCCCUCCUAUGCCACUGGCUCUCUCUGCCUUUUUCUCUUUGCCAACGUUUCUCUUGAAUUAUACUGAACCAAAGAAAGUCUCUGCUGUAAAUGGCGGUGGCAGAGUUAUCGACUUCCUGUACCAAAACUCACUCUUCACAGCUCUCGCUCUCAUCUUCAUCUUCUUCUCGUUUCUCUCAUCAUUUUCGUCGUUCCUUUCGACCCCUACCCACAACCAGGAAUCCUACCAUCUCAUGCUCUGUUGCAUCAGAUCAAGUUCAAACGCCAAUACCUGUACAAGCUCAGGAUCUCAAGGGGAAGAGUGAAUGCUAUGGUGUCUUCUGCCUCACUUAUGAUCUCCAAGCUGAAGAGGAGACAAAAUCAUGGAAGAAACUAAUUAAUAUAGCUGUUUCUGGUGCUGCUGGGAUGAUAUCUAACCAUCUUCUUUUCAAAAUUGCAUCUGGUGAAGUCUUUGGACCAAAUCAGCCUGUCGCUCUGAAACUAUUGGGAUCGGAAAGGUCAAUACAGGCUCUCGAAGGAGUGGCCAUGGAACUUGAAGAUUCCUUGUUUCCUUUAUUAAGAGAGGUUAGUAUUGGAAUAAAUCCAUAUGAAGUGUUCCAAGAUGCUGAAUGGGCUCUUCUGAUUGGGGCAAAGCCACGAGGGCCUGGAAUGGAACGAGCUGAUUUGUUGGACAUCAAUGGGCAGAUAUUUGCUGAGCAGGGAAAAGCUCUCAAUGCUUCUGCGUCUCCUAAUGUCAAGGUGAUAGUAGUGGGCAAUCCCUGCAAUACCAAUGCCUUAAUUUGUAUGAAAAAUGCUCCAAAUAUACCUGCAAAGAAUUUCCAUGCAUUGACUAGGUUGGAUGAAAAUAGAGCGAAAUGCCAGCUUGCCCUAAAAGCAGGUGUCUUCUACGAUCAAGUGUCAAACAUGACCAUCUGGGGAAAUCACUCAACAACUCAGGUUCCAGACUUCCUAAAUGCUAGAAUCAAGGGCUUACCUGUCAAAGAGGUCAUCAAGGAUCACAAAUGGUUAGAAGAGGAGUUUACUGAAAAGGUCCAAAAGAGAGGCGGUGUUUUAAUUAAGAAAUGGGGAAGAUCUUCAGCCGCAUCUACUGCUGUGUCUAUCGUUGAUGCCAUCAGGUCUCUAAUAACUCCGACACCCAAGGGUGAUUGGUUUUCUUCUGGAGUUUAUACCAAUGGCAAUCCAUAUGGUAUAGUGGAGGAUAUCGUCUUCAGCAUGCCAUGCCGAUCAAAAGGAGAUGGUGAUUAUGAACUUGUCAAGGACGUGAUCUUCGAUGACUAUCUGCUCAAGCGAAUUAAAAAGUCGGAAGCGGAAUUGCUAGCGGAGAAGAGAUGUGUGGCUCACCUUACAGGGGAGGGUAUUGGUUUCUGUGAUCUACCUGAGGAUACAAUGCUUCCUGGAGAAAUGUAAAAUGAGGUUCAGCUUUUUCUUCCAAUUAUUUGUCCCUCAAAAUCAGCCUUUGGGCAAAAAAAAAGAAUAAAAAUGAAAAUGACCAUAUAUGUAUACUAAAUUGUUUGAGUGUAUGAGUAGGGAUUGCAGGUGGUAAAUUAAGAUAAUAACAAAUAACAUCCAAUGUUUUCCCAUUUGGUUGAGAUUUUGGACUGAAAAUUAAGUAAAUGAAAGUACUAUUCCGUAUGAUGUACCUUUGAUCUUCUAUUUGCUUGAUUGCCCAGUAUCUUGGUUCCUUUUGUCUUUCAUCAUCUUUGUUCUAUAUCCUCCCGGCUCUUUAUUAACCCAUAUAUAUAUAUAUAUAUAUACAUAGGGGUUGUUUGUUAAAUCAUCUAAAAUAGAGGAAAAAAUUAACAUCUAUUAAUUUUGUUAAUGUAGCAUAUAUGUUUAUAACCUCUCUCCAACUCUUAAAUAGGAGAAUAAUAUGCUUCAGCGUACUAAAACUCACGUCCUUCUAUAUUAACAAUAAUAUCAAUACCAACUAAGCUAAGACUCAAUCGCUAAAAUUUUAAAAUAUAUUAAUUAUUAUAAAAAUUAUCAAUAAUACUCGAGAAAAUAAUUCUCUAAACAAGUAAAGAAAUUAAAAUAAAAAUAUUUUAUAUGAUAUGUUAGUCUAAGAAAGUAUUCCACAAUAAUUACUCUAGUACUUCAUAUUUAUUAGGUUAUUUCUCGUCUAACAUUAAACACGAACUCUUUGUCAAUAUUUCAAUUAUAUUCAAUUUAAUAAGAUCAACUAAUUAUAAUGAUUAUUCGAAUAUAUAAUGUAAGUGUAAUGGUCGUUGUCACCCACUAGUAGUACCCUAUUGAGAACCCCCAAACGCAGCACUACUCGGGACAAAGGAAAAUCCUUAAUUGCGUGGAGAAUUGUUUCUCAUGUUGCACCACACCUCUUACAAUUCGGACCAUUGUACAAAAGGGUCAUUGCAAUUCUAGCAGUAGUAGGCAAUAUCUCAUAGUCCAAACACAUCUUUCAAAUAGUGCACCAAAGAAAAUUGUGUGAUCCAUAGGCAACAUACCUCAGUAAAACCCAAGAGUAAACAUUCUUGGUUGACUGAAUCCAUGUUGAUGCAUACCCUCAAAUCUCGGGCAACUCACUAGGUAAUAACGUGGUUCACAACACUGUUUUUGUGUUUACCUCAUCAAACUGUUACAUGUGUUCACAUGUUAUUGGUUAGUAUGAUCUUAUCUUAUCUUAUAGAUAUGGAUAAUGAUUAUGUUACAUGUGUUCACGUGUUAUGGGUUGGUGUAAUCUUAUCUUAUCUUAUAGAUAUGGAUAAUGAUAGAGUUGUAGAUUUAAAUAAGACUUGAGCAGUAUAAAUAGGUGGAGUAUGUUUGCUCUACUUGGCUCACAAGAUGUUUGGAAGAUCAUUCAAAAUGGUUAUGAAGCUCCCAAAAUUAGACAUCAUUGUCACAACAUGAGAAGGAAGAAAAAUCAACAAGUUCUCACCCUUAUCCAUCAAUGUUUGGAUGAAUCUAUGUUUGUAAAAGCAACUAAUGCUACCACGACAAAAGAAGCUCGAGAGAUUUUACAAAGUUCUCUCCAAAGUGUCAACAAAGUGAAGAAGGGUUCAACUCUAAAUAUUACGAGGAAUUUUGAAAUUCUUUUUUACUAUGAAAUUUUUUUACUUGGAAUUUAGUUACAACAUAAAAUAUUGCUCAAGUCUUAUCUAGAAAUCUUAUCUACAUCUACAACUCUAUCCUUAUUUGGUGUGUAUGUAGCUUAUCUUAUAUAUAUAUAUAUAUAUGGAUAAGGAUAGAGUCGUAGAUCUAGAUAAGAUUUCUAGAUAAGACUGGAGCACUAUUUAAAUAGAGUAUGUUGUAGCUAAAUUCCAAGCAAAAAAGAAGAAAAGUAAGAAAUCCAUUGUAAAAAUGAGUUUCAAAAUUCCUCUCUCUAAAAUUUUUCUUUCUUCAUUCACAAAAAUCUGUCUUUAAAAUUUUUUCCUCCUCUUCCUCCUUCCAACAUAAACACUACUCGCACUAGCAUCAUGAGACAAAACCCCUCUAUUAGACAAUGGUAGUUGUAAAGCCUUAUCUCUAACCCAUUAGUCACCCCAAAUGCUCACGCUUUCCAUCCCCAUUUUACUAAACGAAAGGAAAACUUUUACUUAUGUCAAAGACAUUGAUUUGAAUGGUUGGGAGCCUAACCCAUUUUUAAUCGUACUUUGAUACUUAUUCUUA
Molecule: messenger RNA, 3677 nt
Organism: Gossypium raimondii (Peruvian cotton)
Lineage: Eukaryota; Viridiplantae; Streptophyta; Magnoliopsida; Malvales; Malvaceae
Product: malate dehydrogenase [NADP], chloroplastic
Exons: 14
Coding region: 144-1460 (438 amino acids)
Biological process (GO): malate metabolic process; tricarboxylic acid cycle; oxaloacetate metabolic process
Molecular function (GO): L-malate dehydrogenase (NAD+) activity; L-malate dehydrogenase (NADP+) activity
Source: RefSeq, a predicted model, not a curated record